AUGGACCAUAUUUGGACGCUUUUUACUCUAAUGUCAACUUUUGGUGUCCUCAACGAAGCAGCAAAAGGUAUUUGGGAUAGAUAAUUUAUGCCAGUGGUGAUACACUCACGAGGAAGAUUCCAUUUCUUUUAUUCCUCCUAAGUGUGUAGUAUUAUAAAAUUCUGAUACUAACAAAAGAGCUGACUAGAAAGUUAUUCAGUAUUUUUGCUUUGUUUCCUAAGCUUAUCAUAUUGAUGUCUGGCUCUAUUUCAAACCGAAUACGCUUUCUUUUUUUUUAUUUUCGGCAGUAACAACCUUUGAUGGAUAAAAACAAUGAAAACUAUGACUCUUUUUUUGGUACGGAACAUGAUUCACAACAGCCUUCUAAGGAGGGUCUCAACGGGGUGAAGGCUUACAGAUUAAUACAUUAGCCACUUUACGAUCAACGGUUAAAUUAUUUCCGUUACGUUUGAAAUUAAGAUUUUUACGGUUAACUUUGUUUACGAUUAACGGUUAACGUUUAAUUUUUUUGCCAUUUUACGGCUAACGGUUAACCCCAUUGAGAGCCUCUUUAACUAUGUGUUUGAGUUAAAUUGAACGAUUGGAAGGACGAGAGCUAGGAAAUCCUUUAGAAAGAAGCUAUUUCCUGUUCCACCAUUGAUAUAGGAUAGUUCGCGAGGACACAUAAAUUAGUGAUCUUUCCAGGUGUUAUUCCUUGCUAACGUGGCUAGUAAUCGUAGAGAAAUCCGAAAUAUUAGUAGCAAAGGAUCUUAAAAGGUUCUUAAGAAAUGUAUUUCGAGGCUAACUUGAAAGACACUUAAAUUUUGCAGAUACCUUAAGUCUUGUAUUUGCCGGAGAUAUCAAUUUCUCGGACCCGGUUCGCUUUGAUGUCAAACGUCACCUUUACAGUUACAACGAUACCUUAAAACGGGUGGCACAGUACAUCCGAGAGGCCGACAUCGCCUUUGGAAACCUAGAGUCGCCCUUCGUUCCCAAGCAAGCGCUGUCUGGUAGAGUCCUGGUUGGGAAACGAAUAUUUCUGGAGGCUGAAAAGAAAAGCGCCCCAGCAUUGAGGUUCGUAUUGUUUCACACGCGCUAUUAAAAAACUUAGUUUACCACACUUUUUUAAGUGUGAUAUCACAUCAACUAUUCUCCCAUAAAUGAAUAAAGGGGGUAAGUUUCUAAAGAAACUCUGGUGCUGCGUCGGUGGGAGAGUAUAGCAGGUAAUUUAGUGUUAACAACUAAGUUGAAAACGUAGAUUAGCCACCGUAAAAGGUAAAAAAGCUGGCGUUUCGAGCGUUAGCCCUUCGUCAAACGCUCUGAUGAAGGGCUAACGCUCGGAAAGUCAGCUCUUUUACCCUUUACGGUGGCUAACUUAGUUGUUAACACUAAAUUACCUGUUAUUCUCUCAUAAGCUGCGUUUGAGAAUCUUCGUGGUUGAGUCUAUUGUUGAGUCCAAAGAAGCCCCAAAGACAGAAUUUCUUGAAGAUACAUAUCCUAUUUAGUCGAUAAUCUCUUGCAACACUGCUAAGACCUUUAAGUGGGUAUUCUGAUAUUUUGUUGCAAACCCAUCGCAAAAGUGACCCCUACGACCAAUUGGAACGAAGGUUUUGACCAGAAGCCAAUGAGAACUCAAAGUGAUGUCGCGCAAAGACCUAAAGCGAAAGAUAACGCGACUGGCCACGGCGCAAUCGGCUCAACUUUCUAAUUAAUUGGUUGAGGGAUUGUCGCGAAUUUGCUUAACCAAUUACAACUUGAAGUUAACCAAACCAAUGCAACCCCAGAUAUAUAUCAACUCUCCAACAUGUUGCCGGUACUCAAAUUUCUCUUUGCCAACAGUUUCGCAGGAUUUGAUGUGAUGACAUUAGCAAACAAUCACUUGAACGACUUUGGUGAGCUUCCAGUGGAUUAUACAGUUAAUGCAUUGAAAGAGAUUGGAAUAAAAACUGUUGGUGUUACAUACGGACCUUACAGUUCCCGUCAGGUAACAGCAGAUUUGCCUAUAAUAACCCUCAACAGUUUCAAAGGAGAGGUAUACUCUGACCAUGGAAGACCAUACAAUUUUUAUCUUUAUCAUUAAAAAAUCAUUUGUAAAAUUGAGUACUUUCCGCUUGGGCGACUUCCCAAGGGUAAUACAAGUCCUCGAAAAAUGUCUCCCAUUGAUAACCUAUUUGCAACAACUUUUUUUUUACUUUGACCAGAAAUGGAAAAUUCAUCGACAGUUUCCUGGCUUAAUCAAUGGACAAACUGAAACAUUCUUUUUUCCGACUAAUGGUAACGCAGUACUCUGAUUACUAAAUCUGGUUAUCGGUGUUUAGGUUCCUCUGAUUAUGGAGAAGAAAUCAAUAAGGAUUGGGAUUCUUGCUUACUGUAUAACUCAAGGUAACCCAAGAUAUAAAAACUGUAGUGAGGUCCGGAAAAUGUUCAAGUCGGGAGCCGCUCUUUACCAGAAAGAGAUCGCUACUAAGGACAUCAACGACUUGAAGGUAACAACUUACUUAGUCCUACUGUAUAUUUUAAAUCGUUUGUGCUGCCUCAUUUGGUGCCACACAUCAAGUAAAUUCCUAAUAACUGGAGAGAGAUGUUAUUUCGUCCCGUCACUUGCGUGGGACAGUCGAAAAAUUCUCAGUUCCCAAGACUGGAAUCCAACCUCUGGCCAUCGAAUUCCGCUUUCCAAUACUCUACCACUGCACCACAGUGAUUACGAUAAGCAAAGCCAUUACUAGAUUCGUAGGUAACACACGUCCAACAUAAUAUUAUACUAGGAUCAUAAAUAUCGGGAGCUUCCAUUUCAUUGCUGAACUCAAAGUUGACCGUCUUUCCUUUUCUAUUCCCUCAAACAACUGACUCAUGGUGAUCACGCUCCUUAAGGUGGAACGAAGAACGCUUCUGCAUUAAGGGCAGGUUUUUAUCAAUCCCCUAGGGGGGUGCUCGGACGAGUUUGUUUGUGUCACAAUAAAAUUGACCUGACCCUCCCUCCCUCCCCCGAGCUCUGACUUCUACUAAUUCUCCCCCCUCAUUGGAAGUCAAUUUUCUUUAGUCCCUCUUCCCUUUAUACUCUGUUAAUACCGACUGAUCCCGCUCUGUUCCCCCUGGAAACCAUGUGAUCCCCCCAAAAUCCUUCAAACCCCCCUUACCUUUGCUUCGCUCCUAAACCGUGGCUUCCUAGUUUCAUUGUUAGCAGCCGGGACACUAAAUCUGAGAGAUUGAAAGGAAUCAGGGAAACACCGCAGGUUCAAUCCUCGUUGAGGCUUGAAGUAUUUAUAUGUAAAGACUUACCUUGCAAUUGCUUUAUUAGCAGCUUACUAAUAGAGCUAUAAGCUACUAGCAAAAUUAACAGUUGGCGUGUUUCUAAAGAGUCCUCAUUGGCUCCUCGUGUUUACUAUGGGUUUUCGUUCACAACAAUCUAUCGCAAUGCGACAUAACGGUCCAAUGAUCAAAUAUGUUCAAGGGCUCCUUGCCUUCAAGCGAUCUGGAUGUUUUACACCAUAAAAAAUGGAAUCUAAAUUCGUGUCUACUUGUUUGACUCACUCAGGCAAAGAACGUGGACGUGAUCGCUGUUCUGAUGCACUGGGGCAGAGAAUACCGUCCCCGAAUGAACAACUUGCAGAGAGAGGUCGCUCAGCACCUGACGUCACUCGGCGUCCAGCUGGUCAUUGGUGCCCAUCCUCACAUACAACAACCCUACAGCUACUUUGACAGCCGAUUUGUUGAUUACAGUGUGGGAAACUUACUUUUUGUCCAUGACUAUACUCCAGAUAAGGAGAACGUAAGCAUUACAUCCAAGAGUGAAAUGUGCAUACUAAAUUAUUGUGGAAUUCAAGCUGUCAAAGAGCCCCUUAAUUCCGAUUUUAUUAUUGUCUUAAAUGUUCCAUGCAUCUUAUUACGCCCUAAUUUUAAAAAUGAACCUGAUUAACUCUUUAACGAUCACCAACUAAAGAAGUUCUUGAUCGUUUAACAAAUUCUCCUUUUCAGAACCUUAAGAAAUGUAUAGAGAAAUUAUGGAGAAUAUGCACACUGAUGUUUGGAUGUAAAGGGCUAAAUAACGAUUUCUUUAAAAAUAUAAACCAUUACCAGAUUGUGUUCUGGUCGAGUUUCAUCUCAGGAGCCCUUAAAUGGGAGUUGGCCAACCGGCUGAGCAGGUAGAAAGCUAGACUACCGUACAGAGGUCGAAAGUUGCGUGCAUAAAUGUUGCAAUGCGUCUGUUCCGUGAUAAAUCACACAUGACGCCUAAAUGUGGUAUGAACAAAAAAAGUGGCACAUCAAGCGAGUGUGUGUCACUGAAGGAUGUUCUUUCCACAUUUUGAAUUUUCUGUGAUGUAUUACUGAACAAACCCACGGCAACAUGGAAUUGCCUUAUAUAGUAAAGGAGCAAAAUAAUGUAAACGGGUGACGUCAUCUGUGCUUCUGUUCUCUAACAGAUCAUAGGUAAGAACCUAUUGAAAAGUGCACGAAAUUCAGCCUGUUAAAUAAUUCAUGUCUGAUUUCUGUUUGGCUGGGAAAUACUCCUUUUGUCUGAUGUGACAAUUUUUGUUUGGUUUUUUGUUUUUGUUUUUUUAAGAGAAAGACUUUUCUUUAUGAUGAUAUUUUAAAAAUUCAACUUUUAAUCUGAAAUCUUUUUUUCUAGAUAACAGUUCCUUUCAAAGCCCUCCAGCAAGGACGCCUCAUUCGAGCUGAAGUUUCCAGGUACUGAUCAUUGUCUGUUAAUUCCCAUAAAUAGAAAGCAACAAUUAAUUUUUAAAAAAUCAUAAAACAAGGGGAUGAAUAAGCCACCGAUGGAGCGUGGAGGAGACAGCUAUUCUUUCCCAUGCGCCUGGCACUUACGUCGUUCAGGCCACGUGACUGCGGUAUUCUUGGAUGCAAAUCGUACUAGAGAACAGUUCUUCCACGUCUUUUAACCUGUUACUGUAACUAUUAUGACAAUUAUCAACACCAUUUUUUUGUUUUCUUAAUUUUUCUUUUCAAAGAAAUGGGAUAAUACGUGUGCAAUCUCUGCCUUAUGAGAUCAGGAUCAACAAAACCAACCACUGCAUCCAACCGACUCCAGUCACAAAAUUUAAAUGGUCUGAUAUAUGUGGCCAAGCCGAUAAGGCGUGUUUGAGACACUGAAACUCUGUAUUGUUACCAUAUACAGACCAGAGAGUCGCUGGACGUACUUUCUGGCCGCACAGUUAUAGCCAGAAUAAGUUCUAAGAGAAAUUACUUUAUAAUAG
Messenger RNA from Pocillopora meandrina, 5192 nucleotides. NCBI's taxonomy places the organism in Eukaryota, Metazoa, Cnidaria, Anthozoa, Scleractinia, Pocilloporidae. The record is from the annotation of a GenBank genome assembly.